AUGACCUUGGGUAGUGUUGAAAGGAAGGUUGGGAGGCCUGGCGUGGGGCUCGGAGCCUUCGCUCCAGUGGGUGGACUUCUGUGGUAUAAGUGUUCUCCAGUUUCUCUUUGGUCAAUAGCAGCUGUGGAAAUUUACACCCCCCAUAUGCUGGAGGCUGUCAGUGGGACAGAUGUUCAGUUAAAAUGCACUUUCUCCAGCUUUGCCCCUGUGGGUGAUGCUCUAACAGUGACCUGGAAUUUCCCUCAAGAUGGGGGGUCUAAGCAGUUUGUUUUCUACUACCAUGUGGAUCCCUUCAGACCCAUGAGUGGGCGUUUCAAGGACUGGGUGGUCUGGGAUGGGAACCCUGAGCGGUAUGAUGUCUCCAUCCUCCUCUGGAAGCUACAGUUUGAUGACAAUGGGACAUACACCUGCCAGGUGAAGAACCCACCUGAUGUUGAUGGGCUGAUAGGGGAGAUCCAGCUCAGCGUCGUGCACACUGAAAAGAAGAAGAAAAGCUCAACCAAGAAAAAAAAGGUAUCUGCUUAUUUAGAAGACACAGACUAA
Molecule: messenger RNA, 543 nt
Organism: Eubalaena glacialis (North Atlantic right whale)
Lineage: Eukaryota; Metazoa; Chordata; Mammalia; Artiodactyla; Balaenidae
Product: myelin protein zero-like protein 2
Biological process (GO): cell-cell adhesion
Cellular component (GO): membrane
Source: RefSeq, a predicted model, not a curated record